This is a messenger RNA of Zerene cesonia (dogface butterfly), 1294 nucleotides long. RefSeq names its product polymerase delta-interacting protein 3-like (gene Poldip3). NCBI's taxonomy places the organism in Eukaryota, Metazoa, Arthropoda, Insecta, Lepidoptera, Pieridae. The record is from RefSeq and is a predicted model, not a curated record. The transcript has 8 exons. Gene Ontology annotation, cellular component: nucleus. Gene Ontology annotation, biological process: mRNA export from nucleus. Gene Ontology annotation, molecular function: mRNA binding. The coding region runs from base 159 to 1196 and encodes 345 amino acids.
UGACAUUUAGGGAAUAUGGAAUGCUGAUUACUAAAGUCUGUUUGGUUUUCUGUAGCCGUAAGGAAUAAAUUGAGGCCUGAUUUAUGCUGCAAUUUGAUUAAAAAUAUAGCUACAAAGGUGUGCUUUUUGUUUGAAAAUAUACAUUAAAGCUGUAAAAUAUGGCAUCGUAUGUAAAUAUGAGUUUAGAUGAUAUAAUACAAAAAAAGAAACGAGGAAAUCAAAAUAGAAAAACCGGUAAACCGAAAGGACCCCCGGUUUUAAAAACGGAUAUAAUUGAUGCUAGGAAUAAAAUAGUCUCUAAGAAAAGGACUCAAAUCAGAGAUGCAAGAGAAAAAUUAGCUGAACUUGCUAAGCAAAAGGAUGCCCGAUUAAAGUUACAACAACUAAGGGCGAAAAAGGCUUCAAUGAAACCCUCAGGAUCACAUUUAAUACAAAACAAGCAAAGGGCAAUGAAAACAUAUAUAAAAAGAGAUAGAGUUUUUACAGACCCAUCUCGACAAGUUGUAUAUCAACCUUUACAAAACAAAAGCUUGGGAAGAAAACAAAGAAAUAAUCAAAGAUUUUUAGAAGACAGGACAUUUGCUUCAACAUCUAUAUCUAAGUUAUCAAUAAAACCUAUAUUGCGUACCAUAGAGAAUGAUCUUGAAAUCAUUGAUGAUCCUAUGGGUGAAGAUUACAAUCCUGCACCCAUACUAUCAAAUAGAAAAGCAAGCCUACAACUUAAGAUAAUAGCACACAAUAGUGACAAUCUGAGGAUGGCAAUCAGAGAAAGAGAGAAAAGUCCACCAAGACCACCAUCAAUACUUAAAAAAAGACCUAUGGCAGCUUUGCGUAUGGAAAAGGCUGAGGAAGAUAAUGAAAAACCCCCCCUUGAAUAUAGAAUUAUUGUAAGCAAUUUACGCAGUACUGUUACAGGGGGUGACAUAAAGGAAUUAUUUGAUGAUGUAGGUGGUAUGUUAGAAUCACGUCUUGUUAGACCUGGUACCGCUGAGGUUAUAUAUAAAAGUUUGGAAGAUGCACAGAGAGCUGUGGACUUGUAUCAUAAUCGACAAUUGGAUGGUCAACCUAUGAACUGCCUCCUUGUAACUCCGAGAACUUCAUCCAAAAGCAGUUCGAAACCCGCUCUUAUAAGCAGCAAUUCUACAGUAGAACCGGAUUUAUCGACAUUUCAUAAAGUGCUCUUUAGUCAUUUCUAGGGAGAAGACUGGUGAGUGACGUAAGGAGGCAGGCUUUUUUCACGCAUUUUGUUUUUGAUAUUUAAUAAUGUACGAUGAAUAAAUAAACAACUUAAAUC